AUGAUUCAGCCACUAACAACAGCUUCGUUAUCCGCACCCGAAAAUUCACCAUCCACUAUUUCCAACGCUAAUCCACCAAAAAUCAACGUUGAUGACAACAAUAAUGACCCACUUGCACGAAUCUCAAUGCCAACGCCGCAAAGAAUAGCACUAGCAACAGCAAGCGGAGCAUUUUGGGGAUUGAUUUUCGGCGGAUAUGAAGGAAGUAAACGUAGUGGACUCCAAUACCGAGCAGAAAAUGCACAUAAAUUGCCUACUACUAAGGGUGGUUGGUACUUUUACCAUAAGCGCAAAAACUACAAAAUGCUCUUGGGCGGGUUUAAACGAGGUGCACGAUACGCAUUCUUUACUGGCAGUUUGUGUUUGUCAUUUGUUGGAUUGGAAGCCACGCUAGAUCGUCUUAGAGGUGAAGUAGACGUGUUAAAUACAGUUGUGGCUGGAGUUGGGACUGCUUUAUGCUUUUCAACAUUAUGUCGAUUACCAAGACAAAGCACAAAAUAUGCAAUUUUUCUUGGAGCCGGUGUUGGAUUAUGCUCAGGUGGUAUCCAAGAGUAUCGGAAAAUGAAUAUCGUAUCGAACACAUGA
Messenger RNA from Ambispora gerdemannii, 585 nucleotides. The record is from the annotation of a GenBank genome assembly. NCBI's taxonomy places the organism in Eukaryota, Fungi, Glomeromycota, Glomeromycetes, Archaeosporales, Ambisporaceae.